Molecule: messenger RNA, 2025 nt
Organism: Vigna unguiculata (cowpea)
Lineage: Eukaryota; Viridiplantae; Streptophyta; Magnoliopsida; Fabales; Fabaceae
Source: RefSeq, a predicted model, not a curated record
AUGCAAGGGUCAGAAGGAAACUGGUGCUACAACAAAGGUUCAAUGCAAGAAGUCAUCAACAUUCAUAACUGCUCAAUAUUGGAGAACCUUGCUUGGAAUGCCAAUACUGUAAAACUCAACUUUGGUAUGAAGAAAGAGCAGAAAAAUAACUAUCACCGUAUUGGCAGUUUAUUGCCAGAGCAUGGAUCAAAGCCAAAGUUUGCACAACUGUACAUAUAUGAUACCGAAAAUGAAAUGACUAACAGAGUCAAGCAUUUCAGUUCAAACACCAAGGAAUCUGUUAUAGAUGAAUCAUUGGUUGCUGAUUUGAUUCAAAUGAUUGGCAAUCACAAUGUUCUUGCGAAAUCUUUUAGAAGAGUAAGAGAUUUGUCACUGGAACAUAUGGAAUCAGAUUUCACGCUAAGACUAUUUAGAGGCAGAAACAAAGACCCUAGAGUCUACAAUACACCUUCAUGUGAUGAAAUAGCUGCACUUAUAGUUGGUGAUUUUGGCAAUAUGGAUGUAGGCAGAGAUAUAGUGGUCAAAAAAUGUUCUGGUGAAUUAACCAGACUGCACGAAACUCACACAACUUUCAUUCCACUGCAAUAUCCUCUCAUGUUUCCAUAUGGAGAAGAUGGUUAUCAAGAGGAUAUCCCAAUAAGAGAAUCUCAUUCAAAAAUAAAAUCCAGGGUAAGAGUUAGAAUUUCUUUGCGAGAAUUUAUUGCCUUUAGAAUACAACAAAGAGUUGUAGAAGUAGGAAAUAUUGUGAAUGCAUGUAGAUUGUUCCAACAGUUUCUGGUCGAUUGCUAUACAAUGGUUGAAGCCCAAAGGUUGUCAUUCAUCAGAGCGAAUCAAAAGUUAAUUCGCUGUGAUAUUCUUAAUGGAUUACAAGAAGUUGUUAAUAGAGGAGAGACAAAUCCUUCUUUAAUUGGAAGACGUAUUGUCUUGCCUGCUUCUUUCACUGGUGGUACUAGAUACAUGUUCAACAAUUGUCAAGAUGCUAUGGCAAUUUGUAAAAAAUUUGGAUAUCCGGAUUUGUUCAUUACUAUAACAUGCAAUGUGAAUUGGAGUGAAAUAAAAGAAUUUGUCUUAGGAAAAGGCUUAUCAGCUUCGGAUAGACCUGAUAUUGUAUGUAGAGUGUUCAAGAUGAAGCUGAAUGAAAUGAUGACAGAUUUUAAGAAAAAGGACUUCUUUGGAAAAAACACUGCAGGAAUGCACACAGUAGAAUUCCAAAAAAGAGGUUUACCUCAUGCACAAAUACUUUUAUGGUUGGAUGAAGAAAGCAAGUUGAAGAAUUCAACUGAUAUUGGUAAAGUAAUAUCAGCUGAAUUGCCAAAUGCUGAUUUGUACCCCAAAUUGGAAAAAGUUGUCUCAAGUUACAUGAUUCAUGGACCAUGCGGACCUGCAAGACAUAAUUCACCUUGCAUGAAGGAAGGAAGAUGUUCUAAAUUUUAUCCAAAAAAAUUCACAUCUUCGACUUCAAUUGAUGAAGAAGGAUAUCCAUGCUAUAGAAGACUUGAUAAUGGUAGAUUUGUUGAGAAGAAUGGAAUUAAGGAGGACAAUAGAAGUGUUGUUCUUUACAAUCCACCACUUCUAAUGAGGUAUCUAUCACCAUGUGAAGCUGCUUGGAGAAUAUUUGCUUUUGACAUCCACCACAGAUGGCCUCCUGUUCAGAGAUUGACCUUUCAUCUUCCUGGCCAACAAUCAGCUUUGUUUAAAGAUGAUGAUGAUAUUAAUGUGGUCUUCAACAGAUACGAAAAUGCUAACACAAUGUUUCUAGCUUGGUUUGAGGCUAAUAAAGUUUAUGAGGAAGGAAAACAAUUGACUUAUUUAGAAUUUCCAAGCAAAUUUGUGUGGUUUGCCAAAGAAAAAGAAUGGAAACCAAGGAAGAAAGGCUACAACAUUGGUAGACUUACUUAUAUUCCUCCUAGUUCUGGAGAACUUUAUUAUUUGAGGAUAUUACUGACCAUUCAAAAAGGUUGUAUUGAUUAUCAAAGCAUUAAGACAAUUGAUGGAAAGUAUUAUGAAACAUUAUUUGCUGGCUGA